AUGCAGCUUCGCGAACUCAGUUCGAGAACAGUGCAACAACAAAAUUUGACUGGCUCUUUUUCCGUCGACCGUGACCUUGUCUAUUUUGGUCCUUUAUCACAACAUCUGAGGCGUUUUAAGCUAUACGCGAUACUUAUAAGCGUUUCUGGCGCAAUUCUGAUUCCUAUUGUGCUAAUGCACGGAAAAGAAGUUUAUGGUAGUUUAGCCAUGGCUUUUUUAUCAUCGAUAGUACCAGUUGUCGUCGUGAACGCAUUGAGUUCACCAUACGUCAAUCGACUAUACAUUGAGAUUCCGCGACACGUUCGUUUCAAAGCAAAACAAAACCCAUUUGAUCCAACAAUAUUGACAAAAGACGGGAACCCCAUAAUUACAUUCGAGACUUUUAAUUGGCGAGGCAAACCUGUGGAGACUAAAGUCCCGUUAAAUGAGUUACAGGAGUCAACACGUAAAUUGAAGUAUGUGACAUGGGAAAGAAUUAGAUCGAAGAAUAGUGAUAAUAGUGGUCGUGGCUUUUUUG
Ambispora gerdemannii is the source of this 517-nucleotide messenger RNA. Lineage: Eukaryota; Fungi; Glomeromycota; Glomeromycetes; Archaeosporales; Ambisporaceae. The record is from the annotation of a GenBank genome assembly.